This is a messenger RNA of Sorghum bicolor (sorghum), 6434 nucleotides long. RefSeq names its product phosphatidylinositol 4-kinase alpha 1. The record is from RefSeq and is a predicted model, not a curated record. The transcript has 26 exons. Lineage: Eukaryota; Viridiplantae; Streptophyta; Magnoliopsida; Poales; Poaceae. Gene Ontology annotation, biological process: phosphatidylinositol-mediated signaling; phosphatidylinositol phosphate biosynthetic process. The coding region runs from base 339 to 6140 and encodes 1933 amino acids. Gene Ontology annotation, cellular component: plasma membrane; cytoplasm. Gene Ontology annotation, molecular function: 1-phosphatidylinositol 4-kinase activity.
GUCGUCCUCCUCCCGACCGCACCGAGCCAUGGACAUCGCGUCGCGUGCCUUUCUUCUCCGUUUCCUCUGCCUGCCUGGCUGCCGCCCACCCGGCCCCAAAACAUUCGGCGGCCGAGUCAACCGAGAAAAUUAACACGAGCCGUCCACCCACCCUGUCCCUUCCCCGGCUUCCCCCCGUCCUCGGCUCCACCAAUUGCUCUCGCGUCAUUGGAAGGGAAAAACCAAGGGGGAGGGAGGGAGGGAGGAGCGCAUCUCCGCCCCGCCCGCGUCGCCGUCCCCCGAUCCGCCACAUGAUCUGACACCGCAUUGCCGCCGCGGUGACCCCUUCCGCCCCCGGAAUGGAGGCGCUCAACGAGCUCUGCGACCUGGUGGCCGCGCACCCGGAUCUCCUCCUCGCCGACAAGCUCGCAUGGCUCUCCUCCCGCUGCGCCGCCGUCCCGGCCGCCGCAGCUCCGCAACGUGCGUCGAGGGCGCACCUCCAUUCGCUCCUCGCGUUGGCGCGCCUCCUCCCGGCGGGCGCCGCCGGUGUCGGAGGCGAUGCGUCGCCCCCGGCCCCACUCCUAUCCUUCCUCGCGUCCCACGCCUUUCUCUCGCCGGCCUUCUGGCCCCAGUCCUUCGCCCCGGCGCCGUUCCUCUCUAGGCUCCUCCCGCUCCUCGCCGCGGCCCCAUCCUCCCCCGCCCUUUCUUCUGCUCUCUCCGCCGCCCUCCUCGCCGCGCUCGACGUCGCCGACCAGGCCUCCGCGCCGCUCGCCCGCGCGUUCCUCUCCGCUGCCGCCGCCGCGGCACCCCUGCCGCUCCUCCCUGCGGAUGCCGCGCCCAUCGCUGCCCGUCUGCUCCUCGAGUUUCCUGGCUCCGAGGAGGCGCCGACCAAGGCCAAGGGGAAGGGGGAGGACGCCGCGGGCGAGGAGAACGGAGGGGUAAAGGAGGUAGUGCGUAGGUUCGAGGAGGAGAAGGUCGAUGAGCUGGAGCGGAAGGAAGUCGCAUUCAGGCUGAUCGUGCAUAUGCUUGGGGGCGAGGGUGGGCUAGAGACCGAGCAGGUUGGGAAGGUCAGGAAUGCUGCUGCACGACAGGUCCGAUCACUCACGGAUUUCCUCAAGAUUAGAAAGCGGGACUGGAGGGAGCAAGGCGCACAGCUCAGGGCAAGGAUAAACACCAAAUUGAUGUGUUGCCAAGCUGCAGUGGUGGUGCUGGUGCGAAGCGUUUCCACCAUGGACACAGAUAGCAAGUCUUCGAAGGAUAUGCUCCAGCAGACUCUAGCUUGGUUCAUCGAGGCUACCAAGUCAUGCAUCCUGUCAUCCUGGCGGAAACUGAAGAUAUGUGAGGACCUAUUUUGUACACUGCUCAAUGGGAUCAGCCAGAUAACUGUCUCACGCGGGGGCCAACUCCUGCCGGUGCUUUUGAUUCCCUUAAAACCGCUUGUUGUUAGCACGUGUUCGCAGGCUGACAUGGCAGGUAGUAGCCCUGGGGCUCUAUUUGAAGCAGUAGUGAAGUUGAGCUGUGAGAUCAUAGAGUUUGGCUGGACAAAGGAUAGGGCCCUUGUUGACACAUUCAUUAUGCGUCUAGCUGCUUAUGUUCGUGAGCGGAAUGAUUAUGAGGAGGAUGGCAAAGGAAAAGAGGCAGUUCCAGUUAUUCGACUUAAUGUCAUACGCCUUCUGGCUGAGUUAUGUGUUUGCUUGAAAAAAUGGGAAGUUGUGGACAUGAUUUUACCCCUUUUCAUUGAACAUCUAGAAGAGGGUGAUGCUUCAUCUCCAAGUUCAUUGCGUUUACGAUUAUUAGAUGCAAUAUCUCGUGUUGCGUGCUUGGGUUUUGAAAAAUCAUAUCGUGAGAGUAUUGUCUUGAUGACAAGAAGUUAUCUUGACAAAGUUAAAGCUCUAGGGGCUUCAGAAAACAAUACAGUGCCAUCAGAAGCAACAACUGAGCGAACAGAGACUCUUCCUGCAGGCUUUCUGCUUGUUGCUUCCAACCUCACAAGCACAAAACUCAGGUCUGAUUAUCGUCAUAGGUUACUGUCUCUGUGCUCAGAUGUGGGGCUAGUUGCUGAAUCUAAAAGUGGGAGGAGUGGUGCUGAUUUGAUGGGUCCGUUACUUCCCGCAGUUGCUGAAAUAUGUUCUGAUUUUGAUCCAGUGUCCACUGUUGAGCCAUCACUAUUGAAACUAUUUCGAAACCUUUGGUUCUACAUUGUAUUAUUUGGGCUGGCUCCACCCAUACAAAAAAAUGAGGCACCUACAAAACCAGUUUCCACUUCAUUAGGUACAAUGGAAAGCAGUGCUAUAGCCCUUCAAGCUGUAGCUGGACCAUACAUGUGGAACAGCCAAUGGUCUGUAGCAGUGCAACGUGUUGCACAAGGAACACCUCCUCUGGUUGUUAGUUCUGUAAAAUGGCUUGAAGAUGAGCUAGAGUUAAAUGCUCUACACAACCCAGGUAGUCGCCGUGGUAAUGGUAAUGAAAAUUCUGCCGUUGGGCAGAGAGCUGCACUUUCUGCUGCUUUGGGAAGUCGAGUUGAGGUAGCGGCAAUGAACACUAUUUCAGGGGUAAAAGCUACGUACCUCCUUGCAGUUGCUUUCCUGGAGAUACUGCGUUUUAGUUGCAAUGGUGGCAUACUCUCGGCUACAUCUACAUUGAAUAGAUCAAAUAGUGCUUUCAGUUGUGUAUUUGAAUACCUGCUCACUCCAAACUUGACACCGGCGGUAAUUCAGUGUUUGACAGCAGUUGCACAUAGAGCUUUUGAAACAGUGCUAUCAUGGCUGGAGGAUCGCAUAUCUGACAUAGGUGAAGGAGCUGAUGUUAGAGAAUCAGUUCUUUCUGUUCAUGCUUGCUUUCUGAUAAAAAGCAUGUCUCAGAGAGAUGAGCAUGUUCGUGAUGUGAGUGUUAAGCUGUUAACGCAGCUGAAGGAAAAGUUCCCACAGGUCCUCUGGAACUCUUCAUGCUUGGAUUUACUUCUUAUUUCUGUUCACAAUGAGUUGACUUCUGGUCCAGUCAGUGAUCCUGCUUGGGUUGCAACUGUACGCUCACUGUAUCAAAAGAUUGCUAGGGAAUGGUUGACAAGUGCUCUUUCAUAUGCUCCGUGUACCACUCAAGGCCUUAUACAGGAAAAUUUUUGCAAGCCAAGUGGAGUACAAAGAACACAGCAUACAGCAGAUGUUGUUUCACUUUUAUCUGAGAUACGUAUUUGUAGUGGAAAGAAUGAUUGGAACGGUAUUAGGACGGCCAAUGUUCCUGCAGUUAUGGAUUCUGCAGCAGCAGCAUCGGGAGCCAAAAAAGAAGCACCUGACUUCACUUUGGAAGUACUAUCUACUGCAGUAGUGAGUGCAACUGUGAAGUGCAACCAUGCUGGUGAGAUUGCUGGUAUGAGAAGGCUGUUUAGUACUAUGGGAGGCGUAAACAUGGUCAUGUCUCCUCAUGGCACGCAAUCUGGGAAUCCUCAUCAGUCAUUUGAUGAAGUUUUUGUCUCCAAGUUUGUCAGUCUUCUUCAGAACUUUGUUGUUGCGGCGGAGAAACAACCAAUAGAUAAUUCACAAUUUCGUGAAACAUGUUCUCAAGCUACAGCAUUACUUCUUGAUCAUAUGGUGUCUGAUUCUAGAGCAAAUCUGGAAGGGUUUUCUCAGCUUAUACGGCUUCUAUGUUGGUGUCCUGCUUAUAUUUCUACCCCUGAUGCAAUGGAGACUGGAAUCUACAUCUGGACAUGGCUUGUAUCGGCUGCGCCUUCUUUAGGUCCUCUUGUGCUUGCGGAACUUGUUGAUGCGUGGCUAUGGACCAUAGAUACAAAGCGUGGAUUGUUUGCGUCGGAUAUGAAUUACUGUGGCCCAGAUGCAAAAUUGAGGCCGCAUCUUAUCGCUGGUGAGCCUGAGGCACCGCCAGAAAAGGACCCAGUGGAAGCAAUAAUAGCCCAUAGACUCUGGCUUGGCUUCUUUAUUGAUCGGUUUGAGGUGGUUCGGCAUGACAGCAUUGAACAACUUCUACUUCUAGGUCGGAUGUUACAAGGAACAAUGAAGUCUCCAGCUCAUUUUUCUCACCAUCCUGCUGCUACUGGCACUUUCUUUACUGCGAUGCUCCUUGGAUUGAAGUUUUGCUCAUGUCAGUCUCAAUCUAACUUGCAGAAGUGUAAUAUGGGGCUUCAGUUGUUAGAGGACAGGGUAUACCGUGCUGCUUUGGGAUGGUUUUCUUAUGCGCCUGAGUGGUAUGAAUCUCAAAACAAAACUUAUGCUCAGAGAGAAGCUCAAUCAGUGUCAGUAUUUGUCCAUUUUCUACAAAAUGAGCGCACCAGUGGUCCUGUCGAUUCUGUUUCAAAGUCACAGGGACGUGAAGAUGAACCUAAUAUGGUAGAUCAGAUUCAUCCUGUCUGGGGCUGUCUUGACAACUAUGCAACUGCAAGGGAAAAGCGUAAACAGUUACUUCUGACGCUUUCUCAGAAUGAGGCAGACAGACUUGAAGUCUGGGCACAACCUAUAAAUACAAAAGAUACGACGACUUUUCGUGGUAAAAUCAGCUCGGAUAAAUGGAUUGAUCAUGUCAGAACUGCUUUUGCUGUUGAUCCUCGAAUUGCUCUUUCUAUGCCUUUGAGGUUUCCAACAAAUGCAACAAUGCAAUCUGAGAUUACUCAGCUGGUACAGACACGAUUACUGGAGCUUCGUACAAUUCCUGAAGCAUUACCUUUUUUCAUUACUCCAAAGGCGGUAGAUGAAAAUUCAGUGCUGCUACAGCAACUACCACACUGGGCUCCAUGUUCUGUUACACAGGCAUUGGAGUUUCUUACUCCUCCUUAUAAAGGACAUCCACGUGUUAUGGCAUAUGUCCUUCGUGUCUUGGAGACUUACCCCCCUGAGACUGUUACCUUUUUUAUGCCACAGUUGGUACAAUCUCUCAGAUAUGAUGAAGGGAAACUGGUUGAAGGGUACUUGCUUGGAGCUACUCGAAGAAGUAAUAUAUUUGCUCAUAUCUUAAUAUGGCAUCUGCAGGGAGAAUACGUUGAUGAAUCUGAGAAAGAUGCAGAGGCUCUGAAGGGCAGUGCUUUCCAAUCCUUGCUUCCUGCUGUUAAGGACAAAAUUAUAGAGAGUUUCACUCCAGAGGCUCGUGACAUGUUUGAAAGAGAAUUUGAUUUCUUUGACAAAGUGACCUCUAUUUCUGGUGUCCUUUUCCCUCUUCCCAAGGACGAGCGGAGAGCGGGUAUAAGAAGGGAACUGGAGAAGAUUUCGAUUCCAGGUGAUGACCUCUACCUACCUACUGCAACAAACAAGUUAGUACGGGGUAUACAGUUGGACAGUGGUAUUCCUCUCCAGUCUGCUGCAAAAGUUCCAAUAAUGAUUACUUUUAACGUUGUUGACCGUGACGGGGACCCAAAUGAUGUAAAACCACAGGCUUGUAUUUUUAAGGUUGGUGAUGACUGUAGACAAGAUGUGCUGGCGCUGCAAGUGAUUGCUCUGUUAAGGGAUGUAUUUCAAGCUGUUGGAUUAAACCUGUAUCUUUUUCCGUAUGGUGUUUUGCCUACUGGACCAGGCCGAGGCAUAAUUGAGGUGGUCCCAGAUACUCGGAGUAGAAAUCAAAUGGGUGAAACAACUGAUGGUGGUUUAUUAGAGAUAUUUCAGCAAGAUUAUGGUCCUGUAGGUUCACCUUCUUUUGAAACUGCUCGAGAAAUGUUUAUGAUCAGUAGUGCUGGAUAUGCUGUUGCUAGCUUACUCCUUCAACCGAAGGAUCGGCAUAAUGGCAAUCUUCUCUUUGAUAGCCAUGGGAGAUUAGUCCACAUUGAUUUUGGUUUUAUUUUGGAGAUUUCACCUGGAGGUAAUAUGGGAUUUGAGAGUGCACAUUUCAAGCUAAGCCACGAGAUGACUCAAUUGCUGGAUCCAUCUGGAACUAUGAAGAGUGAUACAUGGAACCAAUUUCUCAGAUUGUGUGUCAAAGGAUACCUAGCAGCAAGGAGGCAUAUGAAUGGGAUUUUAAGUACAGUCAACCUGAUGAUAGACAGUGGCCUUCCUUGCUUUAGCAGGGGAGAUCCUAUCAAUAAUCUUCGGAAGCGGUUUCAUCCAGAGAUGAAUGAACGUGAGGCCGCUAACUUCAUGAUACGAACAUGUGCUGAUGCUUACAACAAGUGGACUACCGCAGGGUAUGACUUGAUUCAGUACUUGCAGCAGGGUAUUGAGAAAUAGUCUGUUUUUCUUUUUGUAAAUGGCGUUCGUGUACAUCAAUUGUAUGUAGCCACUAUCUUUUUAUGUAGAAUUUAUUUAUUGAGUUGUAUCGUUGGGUAAGGAUGGAAUUCACGUGAUUAACGUAGGGUGUUUGUUGCACAGAGGCUUUUUUUUUUCUUGCACUGUAAGACUGCCUAGAAAAUAUUAGCUAGUAUAGUAAGUAGAUCAAGAUUUUGUAUUGCUGUCGCAGAAUGUAUUUUCUUUUACUAAACAUGUAUGAUUCGCAUGCGAUUUCAUUUUUUGCUCGUUACGAUA